AUGGUCGCCAGCAGCCGCAUUGCCAUCGUGGCCUCCGCCUUCGCAGUCGGUGCUUCUGCCGCUGUCAUCAACCGCCGCCAGCAGCAAGACAACGGCUGGCUGGCCACCGACUACCAGUGGGGAUGCUCUCCCGGAGGAUGCAGCUCUCAAUUCAACCUCUUGGGCUUCGAAGGUGUCCCGUCUGGAGCACCCGCCUUCGAUGUCGUCUGCAGCCCCAUCUACAUCCAGCAAGAUUGGAUCGCAUGCAAGAACCGCGACGGCAGCACCAUGGCUCCCGAGUCUGUGGUCUACGCCGUGUGGAAAGCCGGCCCCGAUAACGACAAGCAGUACAUCAACAUUGCCCAUGUCUACUACCGCCAGGAGGACGGUCUCUACUACGACGCAGAGAGCGCAUCUGCGGGUUUCCUCCCCGAGAAGGGCGGCACUGAAUGGUUUGCCAUCGCCACCGUCAACCCAGCUUCAGAGAGCCAUCUCCCGCCAGUCGUGAACUCAGACGCGCCCACGCAGACCGUUCAGGCGGAUACUGGGACUGGAAUUCCUGAUCUGGUCAAUGCUGAAGACCCGGUCGCCACAUCUACCGAUGGCUCCGUGCCGGAUCCUGUCCCUGCUGCCGGAGAGGAUAUCCCUGCCCCCGAUCCGACCGAGGACCCUGCCAACGACCCUACACCCACCGAUGAGUCUGCUCCUGUGGCCGACCCUACUGCCACUGAGGCUUUCACGCCUGCGGUUGACCCCCCUACACCUACUGAUGACGGAACACCCGCCGCCGACCCUACUCCCACCGACGAGUCCACUCCCGCAGCCGACCCUUCUCCCACAGAUGACGGAACACCCGCCGCUGACCCGACUCCAACUGAUGAAUCAACACCCACUGGAGACUCGACUCCGGCUGAGGAUCCCACUCCUGCGGCUGACCCUACUCCUGAGUCAACUCCUGAGUCUACCCCCUCCGAAGACCCCGUUCCAUCUGGAGAUGGACCUUCGAACACAUCCGACGUCGUUCUGUCCCAGCCUCUCCAGAACACCGUAUCUGGUACUGGCACCAUCCCUGCUGGAGGCAAUGGAGCUUAG
Molecule: messenger RNA, 1071 nt
Organism: Colletotrichum chrysophilum
Lineage: Eukaryota; Fungi; Ascomycota; Sordariomycetes; Glomerellales; Glomerellaceae
Exons: 2
Coding region: 1-1071 (356 amino acids)
Source: RefSeq, a predicted model, not a curated record